CGGGCGCCGCUCAGCACAGCCGCCGAGCCCAGCCGGCUUCGCGACUUGGGGCAGCUCCUGGCGCGGCGCGAGCUCCGCCCGGGCGCCGGCUUGGCACAGCAGCCGCGGAGCGGGCGUGCGGGCGCCGAGGGGGCGGGCUGACCUCCGCCCACCGUCCACCUCCGCGGACCCCGCCGGCCCGAAGUGCGUGGGGAGCAGGAGGCGGGGAGCGCCGAGAGCCCGAGCCGCCCCGAGCGCGCUGGAGACACCCGAGCGCCCGGAGCCCCGGCACCAUGCGCCCCGCCGCUCCUCCUCGCCGGCCCCGGGCUUCUAUCUCCGCUCGCUGAGCGCUGGCGCUCGCCGCCGCGGACACUCGCCGAGACCUGGCGAGACGUUGGAGAGCGGCGCGGAGUCCGACCUAGACGUUCCUCUCCGCCUCCCCCCUCCGGGAGGCUACCGGUGCCCCGAUCUUUGGGUUUUACCCUAGCGUUACCAUGAGACCCGAGCAAGCUUGGCUUUAGGAGACGUUCGGAAGCCGAGGGGGAGAGUCCAGGCAAUUCUUGGGUUGCUAAGUUUGAACGAAGACGCCAGGAUGGCUCAGGGUUUCGGGGAUCAGAAAGCAGUGGGGAUUGCGGACCCAGAGGACAGUUCUCCAAAUAUGAUUGUCUACCGCAAAAUUGAAGACAUCAUUACAAAGAUGCAAGAUGACAAGACAGGGGGUGUGCCCAUCAGAACAGUCAAGAGCUUUCUCUCCAAAAUCCCCAGUGUUGUCACAGGUACUGACAUUGUGCAGUGGCUUAUGAAGAACCUUUCCAUCGAGGAUCCAGUUGAAGCAAUCCACUUGGGAAGCCUCAUAGCUGCCCAGGGCUACGUCUUCCCCAUCUCGGACCAUGUUCUCACGAUGAAAGAUGAUGGCACCUUUUAUCGUUUCCAGGCUCCCUACUUCUGGCCUUCGAACUGCUGGGAGCCAGAGAACACCGACUAUGCCAUCUAUCUUUGUAAAAGAACCAUGCAGAACAAAGCAAGGCUGGAAUUGGCAGAUUAUGAAGCGGAAAACUUAGCCAGACUCCAGAGGGCCUUUGCAAGGAAGUGGGAAUUCAUCUUUAUGCAAGCAGAAGCACAAGUGAAAAUUGAUCGGAAAAAGGACAAGACGGAAAGAAAGAUUCUGGAUAGUCAGGAACGGGCCUUUUGGGACGUCCAUAGGCCAGUGCCAGGCUGUGUGAACACAACAGAAAUGGAUAUCAGAAAAUGUCGACGUUUGAAGAAUCCACAAAAGGUUAAAAAGUCGGUGUAUGGUGUGACCGAAGAGUCCCAGUCACAAAGUCCCGUGCAUGUACCCAGCCAACCAAUCAGGAAAACAACCAAAGAGGACAUCCGGAAACAGAUAACAUUUUUGAACACUCAGAUUGACAGACAUUGUUUAAAAAUGUCCAAAGUGGCUGAAAGCUUAAUUGCAUAUACAGAACAGUACAUGGAAUACGACCCUUUGAUCAUGCCAGCUGAGCCGUCCAAUCCCUGGAUCAGCGAUGACCUUGCUUUAUGGGACAUAGAGAUGAGCAAAGAGCCCAGCCAGCAGCGAGUGAAGAGAUGGGGUUUCUCUUUCGAUGAAAUGUUGAAGGACCAGGUGGGGCGGGACCAGUUUCUGCGAUUCCUGGAGUCUGAAUUCAGUUCUGAAAACCUCAGGUUCUGGUUGGCUGUCCAAGAUCUCAAGAAACAGCCCCUACAAGAUGUGGCCAAAAGGGUGGAAGAAAUCUGGCAAGAGUUUCUGGCCCCAGGGGCCCCAAGCGCAAUCAACCUAGAUUCUCACAGCUAUGAGAUAACCAGUCAAAACGUCAAAGAUGGAGGGAGAUACACGUUCGAAGAUGCCCAGGAGCACAUCUACAAACUGAUGAAGAGUGACAGCUAUGCUCGAUUCCUCCGGUCCAACGCUUACCAGGACCUGCUGUUGGCCAAGAAGAAGCCAGAAAGUGAGCAAGGUCGUAGAACUUCCUUAGAAAAGUUCACUCGCAGCGUGUGCUGCUGGCGCAGAGUCAGAAUGGCCGCUGCAUUUCACCCCCGAGGUGGCUUCCUUCCAGCAGUGGGGAAAGUCGCUGGCGGGCAAGCGCCUCACCGGCCUGAUGCAGUCCUCCUGACGGUCCCCAGUGCAGGCCCCGGGCCCGAGGAGCAGGCGGGCAGGCGGCGGCGCUCCACGUCCUCGGACAGAGCUUCACUCCGGGGUGAUCUGGUCACUGUGAAGGAGAAAGAGUGAGGGUGCCUCUGGGCAGUGGGGACACUCAGCGGGCAACUGGGGAGACCAGAAAGAAGGCGUCCAUGAGGCCUGGGGGCGCUGUUUACACCCCCUUCUUCCUUGUACAGCUGUGCUCCGACACCCUGUCCUCUCAGCAGCCCUGGUCCCCACCUUGUGUUGGGGGGAAACAGGAAAGGGGGUGCUCCUAUGGUGACAGUCCCCCGAGAUUCGAUUCUUCCUAUCUUCACUCUUCCGACCACUGUCUGGCACCUUCAGGACAGACCCACUGGUCCUGAGCCCUGAGCCCGUCCAGUAUUAAGCAUCCCUCCACCUUCCCAAAAGGCACAGUGGAGCACUGUGUCUUGCCCACCUUCUGCCUGCACCUUCUGGACACCCUAGCAGCAUCGUCAGCCCCGAGCCAACUCCCCCGGGACACCAUCACACGUUUCUUUCCAUCUCCUUGGACUCCAGCUCUCAAGGAGGUUUCCACACACCUGCUGGCAGCCCCUGGGUUCCACGGCAUGUGUCAAGGGUCCCAGGCCAGAGGAAGCAUCGGCACAGAUGACUUUGCUGACUGGUGAGCAGCCCUGGACCAUCUCAUUGCCAUCUUUCCCAGAUACUGCCGUCUGGGAAUCCUUCCUGUCCCGGCCCUUCGCUCCUUGUCUGUCUGCUCAUUUAUGACUCAAGAUAAACAUGGCCAUGAACUCAGGGGCACUGGGGGGUUCCCCUCCUGCCCCUAGCAGUCCCGGGUGGAUUCGGGGAGGGCUCCUGGUGGUGGUGUCUGGGGGGUUCCCCAUGGGCAGAGCCCACACUGUGGCAUCCUGAUGGGCAAGGCCACACCCCACUGAGCCAGGCCCCCGUCAUCAUGUGUGGAGCUGGAGCAGGUUGUUUUGGGGCUCCAGCGCACCCUGAUCAGACCCCCGCGAGUCUCUGGCAGCCAGCCAAGCCUCCCACACUCAACAAUGCUGGUCCUCAAGGGAAGAAAAGCAAACACCGAGCAAACCCGGCAAAAACCUGGCAAAUGACUUGCAUUGUAUUCCCUUCGUGCGCGUGUCAAAGCGGCUGUGAGGUCAGAGGUGGACAGAGGGCACCCAGCCAGGGGCCGUAUAUGUGUCGCAGGUGCUCCCCCCGACAGCAGCUAUUCCUCCACCUGGUCCUUGUUGUCAUGGUGACUCCCAGGAGCCUUGGGACAAAGUGGUACUGGGGGACGUGGGUUUGAAUUCAGACCCUGACAGCUUGGCCUACCUGCCUGGGAUCUAUUUUUGGCCACAGGUGAUAAAGAUCUCCCUUGGGAGCCUAUAAACAGAAAACAUAGCAGAAAAAACAAUCCGCUAUCACUGGUAUUUCUUUCCUCAUGAAGGCAGAUUGGCCAGCCCGUGAGUGCGGGCUCAGAAGUGUGUUUGGGGGAACCUGACUCCAGGAGGCGCCCUUGAGACUGCUCCUCCUUCUGGAAGGCUCUAUGCUCCAAGGCACCAGCCUCCCCUCACCAACAGGGGAGCCUUAGAAAUUUUGGUGAGAAUUUGUACCCUGGUGGGCCAGGUCCACCAUCCCUCAGUUUCCCCCACUGGCAGUAGUUGUUAUCUCUGAGGUGCUAUGGAGUUUUGAGGCAUAACUGAGGUAAGAGUCCUCAAGAGUGUAUCCAAGGGUGACACGAGGGGCCCAGCUUCUCCUCAGAGGUUCCCACAGGCUCAUUACAAACCCUGGCUCACUGUACACACUUUAUAACAGCUGGGGGAGUGAGGGAGUGAGGGGAGGAGGAAAGUGAGUGAGAGGGAGUGAUUGGAAGAGUGAGUGAGGGGGAGAGUGAGUGAGUGGGAGAGAGUGAGAGUGAGUGGGUGAGCGAGUGGGAGAGUGAGAGUGAGGAGAGUGAGUGGGAGAAUGAGAGAGUGGGUGAGGAGAGAGUGAGAGGGUGAGAGAGUGAGUAAGUGAAGUGGGGCUCGCACCAGGUAAAGGGUCUUUGGGCUCCCCCUGCCCCCUCAGCACUCUCGGUCACUCUCCCCUUGCAUUCAUAGGCCUCUCCUGUCUUAGAACCCCAAGGCAGUCCAAGUCCAUCCAUAUCACCCAGUCACAGGAAACUUUUCCCUGCCAUGGUCCCCAGGCUGUGCCGACACAAAGGCACAGGGCCCACAGACGGACUGAAGAGACCCACAGCACCUCUCUGCCUCAGUGAUGCAGGCCCAGGGCCCAGCCACCUGCAGCCUUUCCCAGGGCCUUCCCUGCCUCUUCUCCAUCCCCAACUGUCCCCAGGGGUCCUCCAGAGUGAUGUCUGUUGUCCGUGGCCAUGAGACGGGGAUACUGAGACUUUCAGACCCCUCUGUGGCUUUCCCAGGGGCCAUGGAGCCAGGAGGCUCCACGGCGGGAAGGGUGUUUCAGAUCAUUCACCUCCAAAGCAAUAACCCUUCACCCCUCCUCCCAACAAGGCCCACUCAGUUCUGUGACCUCCACUAUGUGCUCAUGCCGAACCAUAGGCGAGAAGGCGAAUGGGUUGCUUCUCCCAAGCGGAGCUAGCGAGUCCCCCAUGGGAGACCUAGAACGCAGCGUGCUCAGACAAUCUGCCCCCGUGGACUGGAAUUCUGCCAGGUUAGACUCUUUGGAGGUGGUUCUGCUGCAAGGCGGGCUUUGCCCUGUCUGGCUUUCGCUGCCCUGGCUCUCUGUGGCUUCUGAACCCGAGACCGUUCCUGAGGAGGGUUAACACAUCGGUCACCCCACCCCACAGACCACCAACCCCUUCAGGUGAGACAAGCCCUGGACACUGGGCAGAGGCCUCCAUUGCCUUCGCUUCUAUGGCAAGUGCAGAGUUUGUGGCUGGCUCAUGUACAGGCUCGGAGAAGCCUGAAGACCUGAGCGAGGGAUCUCUGGGCUGCAGGGAGCGCCUCUUGCACAAAGACAAGCUUUGUUCUCUUGGAAGGGAUUUCUGUCCCCCAGGGCCCCAGCAGGGUCUAAGGGUGCAGCGGGGACCUGAUGUAUCCAGGUCCUCCAUCCCUGAGCAGUCAGGCACCCGGCCAGAGCCCUAAGGGACCCUAUAUAACUCUGCGUUGUUUCUCGGACCAGUGGACACAGAGGCCUUGGCCCCGGGCUCUUUCCCCUGGAUGGUGUGUCCAAACUACCUCAGCAACAGGGCACUGGAGCGGAGGCUGCGCUCGGGUGAGCCCUCAGCUCAUGUUUUUCCUGAAAUACAUCCCUCCCCUUCUGCUCCAUACGCAGGGCUACGAAGGGCACCCCUGGGGAACCCUCCCAGAGGCCGGAAUGGAUUACAGGCCUUGCAGAAUUUAUGGGUGGGGUGGGGUGGGGGGAGAGGAGAGGUAGCAGUGGAGCCCAGGACAAGGUGGGGCAGAGGGGGGCAAAAGGAGGUCAUGUGCCUCCAGCUUCCCAAAGCCCAGGGUGACUUGAAUACGCAGCAAAGGCCCACAUGUGGCAGAGGCGAACAGUGGCCAAAUGAAUCCCUGAUAGCUCACCACAGGACCCUCCAAAGAAAGGCUGUGCUCGUGUAACCAUGGCAACAGCAGACGCCAGCAGCCUACUUAUUCAUACCAACCAGUGAUAAGGCAUCUCCUGGGCGCAAGCCAGGGGCCAUAAAGUAGCAAAGUAGCAAAUGUAGCAAUAAGGGGCCUGGGGCCAUAAAGAGACAGAGUCCAAAUAACCCUGCCUCAGCCCUCUCCCCAGCCCUCCGAGGACCAGCGCCAGCUGCUGUCAGCUGCCGACAGGGAGUGAGCGGGGGAGGCCCUACUCCAUGCCCAGGGCUCCUGCCCCACAGUCUGCACCCACUCACUGCAUGAUCAUGGACACGUCGCAAUGGCCUUCUCCUAGUGCAUGUGGUUCACGUUAGGUUAUUUUUCUGGAAUUUGGAAUUAGAUCCCAGAACCAAACAUGCUGGUACAGUCCUAAAAUAAAUGACUUAAAGCCACUCUA
Molecule: messenger RNA, 6115 nt
Organism: Sorex araneus (European shrew)
Lineage: Eukaryota; Metazoa; Chordata; Mammalia; Eulipotyphla; Soricidae
Gene: RGS6
Product: regulator of G protein signaling 6
Exons: 19
Coding region: 572-2227 (551 amino acids)
Biological process (GO): G protein-coupled receptor signaling pathway; intracellular signal transduction; regulation of G protein-coupled receptor signaling pathway
Molecular function (GO): GTPase activator activity
Source: RefSeq, a predicted model, not a curated record